UAUGAUCUUCAUUGUCAGCUUUGUCUUUUCAAGAGUUCUGAUCUUCAGCUUUGAGUAAUUUCCGUUUUCAAUUCCAAUAAAAUAUGUUUUAUGAAAAAAUCAAUGUUAUUCAUCGACCAAAACGACGUAGGAUAGAGAAAGAAAAAUGGGAACAACAUCCGAGUAGCCUCCGAGACCACAAACAUCCUCCAAUAAGCCAAAAGAAGACGAGAGAAGGAGAAGAGUCGAAAUCGCCAUUGAAAUGGCUCUCAAAGCUUCACCUGUUACCGGAUUAUUCCCUCCUCUCCGUCCUACUGCUUCUUCUUCCCCUUCGACUUCUUCUAAUCGCCCUUGUUCCCUCAGGAUUCUCCCUCUCAGAACAUCUUUCUUCGGUAACUCAAGUGCGUCUCCUUCUUCUCUACUUCGCUUUAGGGUUUGGCUUUAUCUUCAUUUCACUAGCUUGCGCCUUGUUUGGAUUGCUUGGAGGAAAAUAGUGCAGCUAUUUGCUCAAAUUGGGUAACGUGAUUAGUCAGAGAGAGAAUUGAAGUAAAAUUGGGUGGAGCGCUGAGAGUGAAUGUGUUGAGAUUAGCUUGUGAUAAUAGACUCAGGUGCAAUGGUCAUGGUGCUACUAUGAAUCUUUUUGAACGAUUUUCUAGAGUGGUCAAGUCAUAUGCAAAUGCGCUCAUAAGCUCUUUUGAAGACCCGGAGAAAAUCCUGGAGCAAACUGUCAUUGAAAUGAAUAGUGAUUUGACAAAGAUGCGUCAAGCCACUGCACAGGUUUUAGCAUCACAAAAGCAGUUACAGAACAAAUAUAAAGCUGCACAGCAGUCUUCUGAUGAUUGGUACAAAAGAGCACAACUUGCUCUUGCAAAAGGAGAUGAGGAUCUUGCACGUGAGGCCCUUAAACGACGAAAGUCUUUUGCUGACAACGCUACUGCUUUGAAAACUCAACUAGAUCAGCAAAAAGGUGUUGUCGACAAUCUUGUUUCAAAUACAAGGCUCUUGGAGAGUAAGAUACAAGAGGCAAAAGCAAAGAAAGAUACGCUCCUUGCACGUGCUCGCACUGCUAAGACUGCAACCAAAGUGCAAGAGAUGAUAGGGACAGUAAAUACAAGCGGUGCUCUUUCAGCUUUUGAGAAAAUGGAGGAGAAAGUUAUGGCUAUGGAGUCUGAAGCAGAUGCACUAACUCAGAUUGGAACCGAUGAACUCGAGGGGAAGUUUCAAAUGCUUGAAACUUCAUCUGUGGAUGAUGAUCUUGCAGACUUGAAGAAAGAAUUGUCUGGAAGCUCAAAGAAAGGAGAGCUUCCUCCAGGGAGAAGCACUGUUGCAGCAAGCACGAGAUACCCUUUCAAAGACUCAGAGAUCGAGAAUGAGUUAAACGAACUGCGAAGGAAAGCUAACGACUUUUAGAUAUCGGCUGUUUCCGAAUUGUGACUGGGUUACAUUACGUUCCUGCUGUAAACUAUCUUGUGUCUUGUAGAAAGACACAAAAAGCAUGUGUACUCUUAAAGUAAAUAUCCAGCUAUCUAAUCCCCAUUUAUAGUUGGGUUAUGUACAUUCAGACACUUUUGAAAGUGUGGUUUCCAUUUUGACUCACUUUGUGUCAAGUGGACACGUUUUUUUAUAAGCUGUUUUACUCGCAUAACCCUCUAUCAGCCUCUAAGGCAUAAAAGAAAGAGAUUCGUCGAUUUAAGAUAGAAAUGCUCGUCU
Arabidopsis thaliana (thale cress) is the source of this 1689-nucleotide messenger RNA. RefSeq names its product plastid transcriptionally active 4 (gene PTAC4). Gene Ontology annotation, cellular component: chloroplast inner membrane; chloroplast thylakoid membrane. The coding region runs from base 610 to 1389 and encodes 259 amino acids. The record is from RefSeq and is marked reviewed. The transcript is spliced from 11 exons. Lineage: Eukaryota; Viridiplantae; Streptophyta; Magnoliopsida; Brassicales; Brassicaceae.